Messenger RNA from Gossypium arboreum, 648 nucleotides. Its product is annotated as 15.7 kDa heat shock protein, peroxisomal. The record is from RefSeq and is a predicted model, not a curated record. Bases 109 to 534 code for a protein of 141 amino acids. Gene Ontology annotation, biological process: protein complex oligomerization; response to heat; response to hydrogen peroxide. NCBI's taxonomy places the organism in Eukaryota, Viridiplantae, Streptophyta, Magnoliopsida, Malvales, Malvaceae. The transcript has 2 exons.
ACUCUUCUGGCAUCCCCCCUCGUAUUUAUCAACUUAUAGCCCCCUUGCCUGCCCUCCAUUCUGUACGCAUUCAACGUCAAUAGAUAAUUGAGAGCUGAGAGACACGCCAUGGCAGAUGGUAUAUUGGGUCACCCAUUCAGGCGCCUCUUUUGGAGCCCUCCAAUCUUCCGUGAAUGGUCUGGAUCACCCGCUCUCAUGGAUUGGCUCGAAUCCCCCAGUGCCCACAUCUUCAAGUUUAACGUCCCAGGAUACAAUAAGGAGGAUAUAAAAGUGCAGAUACAAGAUGGGAAUAUUAUGCAUAUAAAAGGAGAGGGUAUUAAAGAGGAGAGUCACACGAAAGAUACUGUUUGGCAUGUUGCGGAGAGAGGGUCAGGGAAAGCUGAAUUUUCUCGGGAAAUUGAAUUGCCAGAAAAUGUGAAGAUUGAGCAGAUUAAGGCCCAAGUAGAAAACGGUGUGCUCACAAUUGUUGCUCCAAAAGAUUCAACUCCAAAGCCUUCUAAAGUGCGAAAUGUUAACAUCACUAGCAAACUCUGAGCAAAUGGAACAAGCUUUACGCUUUGAAUAAAUGUUGUACUUAAUUUAUUAUGAAAAUAAAAAAGCUGUACCCAUUUUUACAUGUAUCAUAAAUAAACAAAUCCAAUUCAUAUA